Terrapene triunguis (Three-toed box turtle) is the source of this 2407-nucleotide messenger RNA. RefSeq names its product Purkinje cell protein 4 like 1 (gene PCP4L1). The transcript has a single exon. The record is from RefSeq and is a predicted model, not a curated record. The annotation marks the transcript as partial. NCBI's taxonomy places the organism in Eukaryota, Metazoa, Chordata, Testudines, Emydidae.
CCAAAGCCGGGAACACCAAGAAGGUGGAGGAGGAGGAGGAGGAGAUAGACAUCGACCUGAACGCGCCCGAGACUGAGAAGGCAGCGCUUGCCAUCCAGGGCAAGUUCCGUCGCUUCCAGAAACGGAAAAAGGACCCCAGCCCCUGAGCAACUCUGCCACCCUGUCCCCACCGUCCCCCAUCCCCCCUCUGCCAGCACAGCCCGGCUCGCCCCGUGUUUGCUCGCUCCUGCCCUGCCCAGCCCAGCUUGGGCUGUUGGUAUUUUGCACGUUCUAUGUACCUGGUUUCGGGGGACGAGGGGCUCCCCAGACCCAGCUGCACCCACAUGCCGAGCUCCUGCCUGGGAAAGCGGGGCGUCCUCUUCUUAUAGCCAUGAUGUUGGCACGGCAGGCUCCUGGUGCCAUCCUCACAAAGCCAUGAAGGGGCCACGGGCCCCAGGCUGGACAGUGCCUCCUGGGGGCCUCGGGCCAGGGUAGGGGCAGCCCUGGGAGAGUCCUGGGCUGGAAUUCAGAGCCAGUCGGCCAUAACUGCCCAUUAGCCCUGGCUAAGCCAACUCCUGUCAGGAGGGGUUCUGCUCUUGAGCACCCCCCAUCCUGAGUGGACACCCCUGAGCCACCCCACCCUGACCUAAGGGGGGGCUGCCCCUUAGCUCCCCUACACCCCCAUCCUGAGCAGCUUCCCAUCAACCCCGACCCAUGGGGCCACCCACUCCCACCAGGGACCCUGACUGGGACAGCCAGAGACCCAGGACCAGAUGCGGGGUGGGGGUACAGAGCCAAGGAGAGGGUCGGGAAGGGGCCCAGAGCCAUGCAGGGGGAGGGGAAGGGCCAUAAAGCCAGAUGGGGGGGAUCAGAGCCGAGUAGACCCAGGACCACGAGGGGCAGGCAGGGCUAGUGGGUGGAGGACAGGGCCUAUGGCCAGGCCAGGAGGGGGAAGGGCCCUAGGCGGGGUGUGUGUGCUGCAGGAUGCCCCCAGUCCCGUGGGACCAGGCCUGAAUUGCAGAUAAACAGGGCAGGCCCCACCAAAUUUCCAGGCUCUCCCAGGGCCAGGCAGGGGAGGGGGUCUGGGGCCAGGAGAGGGGCAAGGUCACCUUUCCCUCCAGGAUUUUCUUAGACAACACGGGGGCCGGAGGCAGCUGGUGACCCCUCCCCUGGGCUGGUGUUGCCUGGAGCCGUGGACAGAGGUGACCGUGGGGUGGGGGGGAAUGUCCAGGCCCUGCUGGGGAGCAGGAGCCAGGCUUUGAUCUGCUCCGGCCGGGUGCGGAGCUCCUGCUCUGAGCCCCACGUAGCGAGCACACGGUGUGUCCGCACCGGCUCCCUGGAGAACCCUCCCCACUGCGAACAAGGGGGACUCCCCCCAAGUGGAAACACCCUCCCCCAUUGGGGGACAGUGGGGAUCCCUUCCCACACAGAGAACAAUGGGGACUACCCCCCAAACUAGGAACAGUGGAGACCCAUGUCCCCCAUUGAGAACAAUGGGGGGGCUCCCCCCCGUGACUGGGAACAAUGGAGAUCCCCAUCCCCCCACUGUGAACGAUGGAGACCCCCUGUCCCCCAAUUAGAACAAUGGGGAUACCCCCCUACUGGGAACAAUGGGGACUCCCUUCCCCUCCCCCACUGGGAACAAUGGGGAUUCCCCCCCCCCCAACUGGGAACAGUGGAGACCCCUGUCCCCCAUUGAGAACAAUGGGGCCUCCCGUCCCCUCCCCCACUGGGAACAAUGGAGACUCUUGAGCGCAAUGAGCGUGGCUGGGUGCCAAGGUGUGGGGAGGGGGAGGGCACUGGGGUGCUAGGGAUUGGGGAGCAGGGCACAGCUGUGAGCAGGAGGAGGUAGCAGAAGGCAGCCGGAGUGAGGGGGUUGGUGGGUCGGAGAUGAGGGCUGGACAGGGAGAAAGGAACAAGUGAGCCAGAGCCGGAGGGGGUGGCAUUCCCCAGUGGGGCUAGCAGAGGGGAGCUCCAGGCACUGGGAGCCCAUGGCACUGCACCCCGUCCCUCCCAAUUAAGAGAGGCACUGAGUCCCUCCCAGCUUAGGCAGGAGCCCUAGGGGCUCCCCUCCCCCCCCUUCCAGGGCCCCAGUCCAUGCAGCGUCUCAGCCGCCUGUCCCCCUCCACCCGUGCCCCUCUCAAGCGUUGGGCUGACACCGUCCCACCGCUGUGCCUCCUGCUGCUGGCACAGCCCCCCAGCACUGUAAGGCCUCGGCGUUCCCCAGCAUUGGAUUCAACCCGCCUCCACCCCCAGCCCACCGGGAGCUGCAGCCUGAGCACCAGGGAGCGCCGUGCAGCUGUGCGUGAUUGGAGGGGCCAGGCCGCACCGUCCCCUGGCCGUAGCACUGGGGGGGACGAUGUGGCCCGCAGGGCAGACACAGCUGCUGCGAGGACUGGCUCUUUUAGCAUGUUUACGUAAUAAAACG